This is a messenger RNA of Trichobilharzia szidati, 2852 nucleotides long. The record is from the annotation of a GenBank genome assembly. Lineage: Eukaryota; Metazoa; Platyhelminthes; Trematoda; Strigeidida; Schistosomatidae.
CUGCUGUUUCCGUGUGUGCAGUUUUGCCUGAACUUAGUCCCCAAGUGUACAGAUGAAUUAUGGCUUCGCGACAUAUUCCUUAUACGGAUAUGUCAGAUAUGGGUCGUGCAGCUCAAGAGACGGAGAUGCAACGUGCUGCUAAUCAACAGCUAAUUGAAGAAGGUAGAAUAAUUAAGCAUAAAGAAUUAGAAAAGCAGAGGCGUGAAGAGGAGAAUGAUGAAGACAGUAGCAGUGGACGUCCUGAUGUUAUUAUCAAAGUUAACUCUAGUGGUACAUCACGGUUGAGUAGUCAGCGUUCUUCUGUUGAUUUUGCAUCAUCAAGUAGUUCAAGGAAUUUAGAUGCUCGUGAACUACGUACACAAUUAAUACAGUUGGAAGAGAAAGUGAAAGGUGCAAUGUUAUCCAAUGUUCAAUUGGAUAAUGAUAAACAACUAUUAAAAUAUGAAGUUGAUCUACUGAAAGAUAAACUCGAAGAUCUUACAGAUGCUUAUGCCUCCUUGAAUAAGAUUUUCUUGGAGAAUAAACGGGAAUUAUCCUAUCAAAAAAUGCAAAUCAUCGAGCUAACUCAUCGUCUAGAGUAUGCACGUCAUCAAGUUGAAGCACGUGACCAAUUGAUUGUUGAGCAUGGUUUAGUAUUGGUGGGUGGAGCUUCUGCUGAUAGUGUUACGUCAUCAGCAACGCAAUUGACGUGUUUAUCUAAAAAUGACGAAUCUGUGUCAGGAAAUAAAUCAAAGUAUAAUAAUGAUAAUGAUAAUACAAAAAUGAUGAUGAUGAAUGGCCUAUCGAAUAAUCAUUCCAAAUCGAAUAAUUCUCAUUUGCCUUACUCACAUCAGAAUAAUAAUGAUGAUCAUAAUGAUAAUAUGGAUCAUACUAAUGGUAGUGGUAAUGCUAAUGAUCAUGAUAAUAAUAAUGAUAAGAGAAGGCCUCGUUUGCCUGAAAUGGUUCUUAUUACAAAAUCUACAGCUGAACUAUUAAAUACCUUGUCAGAGACAACAUUAGAUAAACAAAUUCAACAAUUAUUCAGUAUACGAUCAGAAUUGGAUGCACGUGUUGAAGAAUUAGAAUCACAGUUAAGAGAAGAACGUAAACGUUCAGAAGCACCAACUCCGCGAUAUGAUUCUAGAAAUCGUGUGAAUACAGCAAAUACAGAAGAUAUAAAACAUGAAUUACAACAAACCCGUAAUCAAGCUCAAGAAUAUAAACUCAAGUAUCAUGAAUCAUCUCAGAGGAUUUCAGCUCUGGAAAGUGAUAUUGUACGUUUAGAAGGUCAAACAAAACGAUAUAAGGCAAUUGCAGAUGCAUGUGAAGAACAAGAAGAAGUAUUGAAACAAGAACGACGAAAAUGUCAACGUGAACUUCGUGAAGUCCAAUCAAAAUUGGAAGAUUUAAAGUCAGAAAAUGCACGACUUCAACGUAUAGUGGAUAAAUAUAAUCGUGCUUCUGUUGCUCCUGGUGGUGGUGGUGGCGGCGGUAGUACUUUAACACCAGGCGGGAAUAGUGCACGUCAAGCUCGUGAUUCAUCUGUGAAUAGAUAGAAGAUACACAUCUACAUAAUACAUAUACACACGAACAUACAUACAUACAUGUACCUAUGUGAUAUUUGUUUACUUUUAAAAUGCUUUCCCGCCCUCCCCUUACCACCAGCACCUCGAAAAUUGGUUUUUACUAGUUUUAAAGAAAAAGAAAGGAGAAAAGUAGCUGCCGGUAGCCAGAGAAAGAAUCCUGUAUGCUUCAUCUCGUAUACAAAUAAGCGUGUGUGUUUGCAGAUCUCUGUGUGAUCCCAAUGUUUCCCCUUUUUUAUUUUUAAUAGCAUAGCAUUCAUCGUUAUUAAUUAUUAUCUUUUUUCCCACUGAUCACCUGUAUCUUUUAACCUUUGAAUGAAAGGAAGACAAAAAGAGAAGAAUAGAAAUGACCAGUAAAUUUCAUCGCUUUGUGUACAUUGGACAUUGAAUACUUGACAAUUGAACGAACGGAACGUGUUUUGUUUGAAACUACAUUUCCAUUUUGUUUUUAAGUUGUCACUUUUAGAAAUUAACAGCACAUCGAUUUUUCCACAAACAUUAUACUACACAUAUGCAUAUAUGUUUGUGUGACUUUCCGUGUAGUUUAGUGGUGUGGUGUGGUCCUGAACAAUAAAGUCAGGAAGAAUCUUCUUCUUCUCUUCAAAAUGGUGUUUCUUUGGGUUUUCUACGACACCUCCCCCCUCGCGGCCUCCCGCACCUUCUCUUCUUAAUUCAUUCUAAAGUAAGCCUUAUUACUUACACACACACAAAAACAAAAUAGGAUUCUUAAGGUUUGUAAAUGCUCUGCUCUACGCCAUUUUUUUUACACAUAAACAUAUCUGCGUGUUUCUUUCUCUUUUGGUUUCAAAAACACUCAGGAGCAUCUGUUUUUUUGGUUUUUUGGUGAAAUUAGCAUCUGAUAGAUGGAUUGUUUAAUGAUAUUUGACACAUUCUAUUAUUGUUGUUAUACGGGAUUUUCCUGUCAAGAGUUAAAUGUUCAAUAUAAUUGCCUUUGUUUUACUGGUUAACGAAAAUCCUGGUGCGGAAAUCAACUUUCUUCUUUUUUUACAUCUAAUGUGUCUUUUUUUAAAUGAUCACACAUAUGCACAUCUCUUUUCUUCGGCUCUUUGUGUAUAUUACCAUUGGUUUGAAUCUCCGCCUUCUCCUCCUCCCCGUCCUCUUUGGAUAUAGUGCCGCUUUUGCAUCGCUUUAAUGCCUUUACUUUCUCUAUACACAUGCACAGACACUCUCACACACACACCAGAAAAUAAACAGCUGUACUUUAAUACAAAGUCUCUUUGGUUCUGUCACUGAUGCCUCUUCUCCUUAUUAUUAUUAUUAUUAUUAUUA